GGGCAAAAAAUGAAACAGGAGUUUUAAACUUUGAGGGCUUAUCAUGGAAGACUCAGAAGGACAUCACUUCAGCUCAGUGGAAGAGGAAACCAGAUACUGGAAAGAGCUGGCUAUGAAAUACAAGCAGUGUGCUGAGAAUACACAGGAGGAAUUGCGUGAAUUCCAAGAAGGGAGUCGAGAGUAUGAAGCUGAACUGGAGACUCAGCUGCAGCAAACAGAGUCCAGAAACAGAGACCUUCUGUCAGAAAACAAUCAUCUACGAAUGGAACUGGAGUCAGUUAAGGAAAAGAUUGAAAUGCAGCAUUCAGAAGGAUACAGGCAAAUUUCUGCACUGGAAGAUGACUUGGCACAGACAAAAGCUAUUAAAGAUCAACUUCAGAAAUAUAUUCGAGAACUCGAGCAAGCAAAUGAUGACUUGGAAAGAGCAAAAAGAGCCACUAUAAUGUCUCUGGAGGAUUUUGAACAGCGUUUAAACCAGGCUAUUGAAAGAAAUGCUUUUCUGGAGAGUGAGCUGGAUGAGAAAGAAAACCUUCUGGAGUCCGUGCAGCGCCUGAAAGAUGAAGCUAGAGAUCUACGACAAGAGCUUGCAGUGCAGCAGAAACAGGAGAAACCCAAAACACCGAUGCGAACUACCCUGGAAACAGAAAGAACAGACACUGCAGUUCAAGCAUCCUUAUCUGUGCCUUCAACUCCCUCGGUGCACCGGGCACCCAACAUCAACAUACCCACCCCUGCGACAUUUAGGAGAGGUCUUGAGGACAGUUACGGUGCAACCCCUCUCACACCCGCUGCAAGAAUAUCUGCACUUAACAUCGUGGGAGACUUGCUGCGAAAAGUGGGGGCUUUGGAGUCCAAACUUGCAUCUUGCCGAAACUUUGUGUAUGACCAGUCUCCAAACAGAACCACAGUGUCCAUGUACAUGAACAGAGAUGUUCUUGAAACACGCCUGAGUCCUCAUCAGCCGCUGUCUGAUACAGGGUUAGUGAAACGCCUGGAGUUUGGAACACGGCCUUCAAAUAUUCCGGGACCAAUGAGCCAUCCCUCACAAAGUGUUGUCAAGAUGCUGCUAUGAAAAGCCUGGCUGGCUUUGGAAAAGGAAAAGAAAAAAAAAAUAUAUUUUAAACUUUAGUUUUAAAGAGAAUAUCAAUGAGCAAUCAGACAGCAGUCUCGGGGUAGGUGAGAACUAAACAAGAAGCUGCAAUUGGCAAUGGCCUUCUGUGGCCUUGCCCAGUCUGGCCUCUCAGCCGAGUUCUGUGGGUAGUGUGAUAAAGCAAUGCUGCCUAGCAGUGCAGGACUUCGAAUUGCUUCCUACAUCAGUUGCUGUAAAUAGCUCCUUGAAAGUUGCAUCUUUUGAUGCUGCCAGUCAAAACCAUUGUCCUUCUACCUACAACAGAGACAGUAUUCCCUAUGCAGCUCCUCGGGCUUUGGCUUUUGGUGUUAAGCCAGCACCAUGGUGUUCUGGCUUAAGUUCUGGUUGUGCUGGCUUUCUAUCAUGGGUGUUGUGUGCUGCAGUUACCUGAAUUAGAGGAGUGGUUUUAUGUGGAGAAAGGUGUGUUUCUGCAGGGAAGCUGUUCAGCUUUUUGUGGGAUGUUUGCUGGUCGGAAUCUUGCUACACAAAAACUUGCCUCUAUAGUGGUAAGAUGGUUUUGUAAGCAAUGAUUUGCCAUUAAGAACAGGUCAUGGUUACAGGUGAGGAAUGCCUAGUGCUUAGGGUACUCAGGAGAUCCCAGAGCUGACAGCAAGGUAGGAGUCUUUGGACUGGCUUAGCAUAUAGACAUCUCUUUUUGCCAUGUUGUGGCCCAUAAAGCCUGGCUGUUGUAGGAAGCAAGAGACCUGAUUAAGUUCCCAGUUCUAACAUCUUAAUAGGUGGGGUUUACUGCUUUCCAAACCUCCCUUAUUAAUGUGCCUUAGGUAUUAGUGUUUUUUUCUUGUUUUAUUUUUUCUGUGAGAAUAUAUGCUUUCAGCUGUUACUAAUUUAGAAGUGGUUUUUUAACCUGAGAAGUCCUUUAUGCUAGACAAGUGUAUAUGAGUAGACAAUUAUUUUUAAAUCAGUUUUUUUCCCCUGUAGAAUAUUACUGUAUUUUGGUUUGUUUUUUAGAUGGAGUAGGCUCACUCAGUAUCAAUGUACCUUAUGGAAGCCUGUACUUGCAAAAAUAAUCAUGACUAAACAAUUUUUAUGUUUUUUGCUGGCGGGGGGGGUAGGUUGGGUGGGGGUGCGGAGAGCUUACUUCACAAAAGAAUGUGUAAAAGGGUUU
Molecule: messenger RNA, 2255 nt
Organism: Pygoscelis adeliae (Adelie penguin)
Lineage: Eukaryota; Metazoa; Chordata; Aves; Sphenisciformes; Spheniscidae
Gene: NDE1
Product: nudE neurodevelopment protein 1
Exons: 8
Coding region: 44-1072 (342 amino acids)
Biological process (GO): establishment of mitotic spindle orientation; microtubule nucleation; mitotic centrosome separation
Cellular component (GO): kinetochore; centrosome; kinesin complex
Molecular function (GO): microtubule binding
Source: RefSeq, a predicted model, not a curated record